GCUAGGCUCCUAGCUUACUUUGUGGAGAAGAAGAUGUCGCCUCUGUCAGUACCAGAGCGCUCCGGGUGUUUAAAAAUACUUAAAUUGAUGUCGAAAGUGGACCUACUUUCACUGAGUGACACCGUUACCAAUAAGAUGAUUGUGGUGGAAGAUGUUACAGAGGCCAGAGAGACAAUCAUUUCCUUCACCAAAGAUGCCGAGGAACUGCUGAAAAGGAAGAAGGUUCACAGAGACAUCAUAUUCAAAUACUUGGCUAAAGAGGGGGUGGCGAUGCCCCCCAGUAGCGAGAAACACCAGUUGGUGAAGAGGACGCUGGAGCUCUGGUCAACAGCGCAGACGGUGGUUGAGGAACGUAAUCCAGGAGCGACAGAUGACACCGGACAGAGACCACUGCCAAACACAGCAGUGAAGACAGCAGACGUGAAGGCUGAAAUUUGCUGUGACACUUUGGUCCUAGGGCAGCAGUUCUGCAGUUGGUUCUUCCAACUGUUGAACAGUCAAAACCCGUCACUUGGCCAGCAACCUCAAGACUGGGGACCACAACACUUCUGGCCAGAUGUGAAGCUCCACCUUGUUGCCAGAGCUGGCAAUGAGCAGAUGGAAGAGUUCCUGGGUGCCGAACUGGUCAGCUGUCGUCUCCUGGCCUUGACCCAGGAGGAGCGUCUCCAUUUCAGCCCCAACCUGGAGCCGCAUGGCCUCAAGGCGCUGACCUCCCCCCACGGUCUGGUUCUGGUGGCCGUUGCCGGGACCAUCCACAGAGACACGACCUGCCUCGGCAUGUUCGAGCAAAUAUUUGGACUCAUUCGCUCACCGCUGGAGAAUAACAGCUGGAAGAUCAAGUUUGUCAACAUGAAGAUCAGAGGGCAGGAUGCUCUGGUUGGAACGCAGAUGACGGCACCAGCCCUGACUUACAACUCCGCUGAACUACAGAUGCUCUGUACUUUAUGAUGUUUAAGACAGUUUCCAUUUUAUUAUAUCAUGUUUAACAGUUUUCACACAAAGGGGGUUGACUAAAAACACUGUUUUAUUCAUGAACCUGCCCAAGGCAUAUUGUGUUUAAAAAGUGAGCUGGAAACAGAACUCCUUUUGUAGAAUGAUCCCAGUGUGUGUGUAUCAAUAGAUUCGGAUGCACAAUAUCAGUUAUAUUACUUAAAGCAUUAAAAUGUUUGCUUUUUACCAGCUUUUAUACAAUAUUUCUGUUAGAAAUGUCUGUUAUUUUACUGUGGAACAUUAAGCUGUGUGAUCUGUGCCUUCAUGACAACUGACAUGUAAAUAUGUAACAUAUCAAA
This is a messenger RNA of Phycodurus eques (leafy seadragon), 1289 nucleotides long. RefSeq names its product chromosome 12 C3orf38 homolog (gene c12h3orf38). Lineage: Eukaryota; Metazoa; Chordata; Actinopteri; Syngnathiformes; Syngnathidae. The coding region runs from base 34 to 948 and encodes 304 amino acids. The record is from RefSeq and is a predicted model, not a curated record. The transcript has 4 exons.